Cloeon dipterum is the source of this 2225-nucleotide messenger RNA. RefSeq lists its product as uncharacterized. NCBI's taxonomy places the organism in Eukaryota, Metazoa, Arthropoda, Insecta, Ephemeroptera, Baetidae. The coding region runs from base 159 to 1778 and encodes 539 amino acids. Gene Ontology annotation, cellular component: plasma membrane. The transcript is spliced from 8 exons. The record is from RefSeq and is a predicted model, not a curated record.
GUUCUGAGCUCUGACAGCUGAGCCAGGAAGUUGGAGCCCUAGACGAUCGGAAUUGCAGAGCACACAGCAGAAAAUUGGGAAAAACUGGAAAGGCCGCUCAUAGCUAUGCAAAUUCCGAUUAGAAUUCGUCAGUAAUUGAUAAUUGAGGACUUGAGCGCAUGGAUUUCUCAAAAAUGGCAUUACGGAUGGGAUGCUACUCGCUUUUCUGCUUGCUCCUUUUUGUUCAUGACAUCGGAGCUUUCGGCAGUGACUGCGAAGUUGAAAUUACUGACAAUAGCCCUGCAGUAGUGGGCGCUACCAUAUCAUUUAGAGCAGAGCUGAGGUGCUCCAGAGUGCGGAAUUCAGAUACGAAAUACAAGUUUAUUUUCAAGGACAAUGGAAUUGACGAUGACCAUUUCAUUGAGUCCCCUCCGGAUACAAACACCGUGCGUUAUUUCAACGUCACGUACGAUAGAGAGAAAUAUGCGCCUGGAGAGUACAUUGCACAGGUGGUGGUUCAAAAGGAGUUCAUCAUUUGGUAUGAUAUAACCAGCAGUAGGAAAUAUUUCAACAUUACAUCUAAUCUGAACACUAAGAUGCAAGUACUUCAAGACAACAUUGUCGUCUUCUCUAAAUACUUGAAAAACACCACCAUGGCGCAUCACCGGCUAGUUUUUUCUGAACCAGACACACAGUUUUUGGCCAAGAAUGCUACCGAGGUCAUGACUUACUGGUUUGUUGACUGCGUUUUUUACGGCCGAUCGAGGAACAACACUUUUGCGUUUGAAUACUCUGGACCAGACAGAGAGCACCAUGUCGAGGCUUAUGUGGUCGCGUCGUUUGAUCCCCUUCCAACGCCAGCUCCUCCAACCACAACCAGUACCACAACAACCACUACUACAACCACAACCACCACAACUUCAACAACCACAACAACAACAACCACUCCUUCUACAACAACUACUCAAAAAACAACACCUGCCACCACAACUACUACAAAACCACCAGCAACCACUGCCUCAACCACGACCGCGAAACCAGCUGAAGCCCAUGAAAAAUUUUCAUUUCCAAUUAUUGAUUUAGACACAUACGUGCCCACAAUUUGCCUAAACGAUUCAGUUCUACCCCCAGAUCCAAAGAAGAUUGUUGGUUAUGCACACAAGCUACUUGAAAGCAAUGCUCCGGUGGUAAAUGUGACCAUUGAUGGGAAUUACUGGAUCAAAGAAGGAGACGUCUUGAAUUUGAGUGUGAAAUGCACUGGUUCGCCACCAUUCAAUCACUGUCUCCUGUAUCAUCCAGGUGCCUAUAACGUCACUGGCAACGAAACGUGCACCUUAUCGGAGGUUACUGAGAAGUGUGAAUUUCCGAUAAUGAGAUACUUCUACAAGCAAAAAACUGUCACCACCAUCAUAGUCAUCGAAAACAAUGUUGCCAAGGCUGUUCACCCCGUUACGAUUAAUAUUUAUGAAGUUAAAAAGCAGCCUCAGCUCUCUGUCAUCAUUGUCCCAGUUUCGUUUAUAAUCUUGGCAAUGAUCAUUGUUGUAUUUGGUGUGGCUCUCUUCAUCCAAAAUCGCAGAAGAUUUAAUGUUGAAGUGGCAGAUUUUGACUUUGCUCAGAGCAGCGAGCAGUUGCAAUACAAGUCAUUUCUGGGACGACUACGAGAAGCUUUCAUGGACUCAAUCCAUCCAAACCGCGAGCAUCGCGACCCUCUGAUCGAGCCUGCCCCUGGCAGAAGCAGGCCAAUUUGGCGUAGGAGCGAGAGUGGCUCUGAAGUCGCUGGGGAUGAAUUGGUUGAUUAAUUUUGCGCCUGUGGUCUGUAAGAAACGACUCUGUGAUGGAAGGAAAAGAAUUUGUAAAAGUUGCAUGAGGCGGAGACUGGGAGAGCAGAGCUAUUGUCAUAUAAUUAUCUCGACUAAUGUUUAUAUAUGAUUAAGUUCAUUGUUUAUUUUGACUGAUUUUUGUAAAGAGAAUGCAUCUUAGGCGAAUAUUGAAUUAUGCAAUGCUGUACUACUACUUUAAAGAGACUGUUUGAAUUUUAGGUGUAUAUCAAAGUUUUACGUACAUUUUGAUUGUGAUAAAAACAUUUUGAGCACUCCUUGGUUGGAAAUUCUUAAGGUUUAAAUGUAAUGUCGUAUAUAAUGUUUUACAGUAAAUAAACCUAAAUGUAACAUAGGAAACUAAAGUGUAAAGCUAAAGUUAAUAAACGUGCAGACAUUACUCAAAUCAAGAUGCAUGUUGUAGCCAAA